AUGGUAGAACUAACGUCUGGAUACGCGAAAAACUCCGAAAAUAUCAGUAUGGAAAUCGCUCCUGGCACUGACGAUUCUUCCAACGGCAGUGCUACAUCAGUUGCCGACCUUAGCAACACGGAAAGCACCCCUUUCAGCGUUACACCACCCGUCACCAGAGCCAGAGCCGCCUCAAUUCCGAAUGCUCCUGCGCAAUCCGCUAACCUGAGUGGUACGGAAGGUACUCCUUCAAGUGUUACACCAUCAGUCACCAGAGACCGAGCCGCCACUACUACCCCUAACGCUUCAGCAAGCGUGGAACCUCUAACUGCCACCCGAACAACGCCUACUCCACCACCAUGGCGAGAAAAAAGGGAGGCAGACCUUACAUCACCAUCGCCGAUAUGA
Messenger RNA from Papaver somniferum (opium poppy), 387 nucleotides. Its product is annotated as ponticulin-like protein H. Lineage: Eukaryota; Viridiplantae; Streptophyta; Magnoliopsida; Ranunculales; Papaveraceae. The record is from RefSeq and is a predicted model, not a curated record. Bases 1 to 387 code for a protein of 128 amino acids. The transcript has a single exon.